GUGGACGACAUGACGGAUGAAGAGCUGGACCUGUGGUUCGCCAAUUGCGUCCCGCUGUCGAAUCUGCCUACGCCGCCGCCUGCAAAGGAGUGUUAUGGACAAUGGCUAACAAACACGGUCUCAGGCUCGAGUAUCAUAUCCACGACUACAGAACUAUAUGCUGCCACGCUUUGUCGCCUCGUUCCCAGCAACGUCUGCUCGCGCGCUGGCCGGACACCUUGCCCAGCAACCAUUGCGCGGUUCCUCGAGCGAGCGCAGCCCCCUGCGGAGAUUGUUGCGUUUGCCGCAUGCGUGCUGGAUGCACUGAGCUUGCGGUUUGCUAGUUCCUGGAGAGAGGCGCCCGAAGUCAUUCCCCUCGCUGCCAUGGCCAUCGCGUACGGAUUCCUCGCGGACAAGGAGCGCUCGUCGAGGUAUUGGGCGCAGGGAGUGGCCGAGGGCAUGGUCAGUGUGCGGGAGCUGGAGGCGAUGAAGUGGUGUCUACUGAGCGAUAUCGAUUACGGGCUCAUGCGUAUUACGGAAGAGAUGGUUGCGGGCAUGUUGCAGAGGAUGAAGGGUACGAUGAAUGGCAGCAACGAGACGAUCUCGGAAGACAAGAAGUGUCAUCGUUCCUUGGACCUGGAGCCGUGGCGAGGCGCCGCGGUGUGGGUGCACGGCGUGCACACGCCCGAGCCCAGUCCUUGA
Westerdykella ornata is the source of this 681-nucleotide messenger RNA. RefSeq lists its product as uncharacterized. NCBI's taxonomy places the organism in Eukaryota, Fungi, Ascomycota, Dothideomycetes, Pleosporales, Sporormiaceae. The record is from RefSeq and is a predicted model, not a curated record. The transcript has 4 exons. The annotation marks the transcript as partial.